This is a messenger RNA of Cynara cardunculus var. scolymus (artichoke), 1883 nucleotides long. RefSeq names its product 3-ketoacyl-CoA synthase 10-like. Gene Ontology annotation, molecular function: acyltransferase activity, transferring groups other than amino-acyl groups. The transcript has 2 exons. Gene Ontology annotation, cellular component: membrane. Bases 1 to 1653 code for a protein of 550 amino acids. The record is from RefSeq and is a predicted model, not a curated record. NCBI's taxonomy places the organism in Eukaryota, Viridiplantae, Streptophyta, Magnoliopsida, Asterales, Asteraceae. Gene Ontology annotation, biological process: fatty acid biosynthetic process.
AUGGCAGCUACCGGAGAACAACACCUUCUCUCCACAGAAAUCGUCAGUCGAGGAAUUCAACCAUCCGGUCCUGACGCCGGUUCCAUAACUUUUUCCGUCAGGGUUCGCCGUAGACUACCGGACUUUCUCCAGUCCAUCAAGCUCAAGUAUGUCAAGCUUGGUUACCAUUACCUGAUUAACCAUGGAAUCUACUUGGCCACCGUGCCGCUGCUGCUCCUGGUUUUUGGUGCGGAGGUCGGCGGCCUCAGCAGAGAGGAGCUGUGGCGGAAGGUCUGGGACAACACUGCUGGCUAUGAUCUUGCUACUGUCCUUGCGUUAUCUGCUCUCUUCAUCUUCACUUUCUUUUUUUACUUCUUGGCCCGCCCUCGAUCCAUCUAUCUCAUCGAUUUUGCAUGCUUCAAACCAGAUGAAGAUCUUAAGGUGACGAAGGAGCAAUUUAUGGAGCUAGCAAGUAAAUCCGGAAAAUUUGAUGAAGCGAGCCUUGAGUUCCAGAAGAAGAUACUUGAAUCAUCAGGGAUAGGAGACGAGACGUACGUCCCAAAGGCUAUAAUGUCGCCGGAAAACAUCACCACCAUGAAAGAAGGAAGAUCAGAGGCGUCCAUGGUGAUAUUUGGAGCAAUGGACGAGCUCUUCCAGAAGACCGGUAUCCGUCCAAAGGACGUCGGGGUACUGGUUGUAAACUGCAGCAUUUUCAACCCCACGCCGUCGCUGUCGGCGAUGGUGGUCAACCACUACAAGAUGAGGGGAAACAUUAUGAGUUUUAAUCUGGGUGGGAUGGGUUGCAGCGCCGGAAUUAUUGCCGUGGAUUUGGCACGUGAUAUGCUUCAAUCCAACCCGAAUAACGUGGCGGUGGUGGUGAGCACCGAGAUGGUUGGGUUCAACUGGUACACGGGUCGGGAUCGGUCUAUGCUCCUCCCCAACUGUUUCUUCAGGAUGGGUUGCUCCGCCGUGAUGCUGUCCAAUCGCCGUCGUGACUAUCGUCGAGCCAAGUACAGUCUUGAGCACAUCGUUCGAACCCAUAAGGGUGGUGAUGAUGCCAGCUUCAGGAGCGUAUAUCAAGACGAAGACACCCAACGAUUUAGAGGAUUAAGGAUCAGCAAAGAUAUCGUGGAGAUAGCCGGCGACGCCAUCAAAACCAACAUCACCACCUUAGGUCCAUUAGUCCUCCCACUCUCCGAGCAACUUCUCUUCUUGUCCACCCUCGUCAAACGAUUCCUUUCCGGCGCCACCACCCCAAGAAAUUCGUCUCAGCUGCUGACAUCUUCCUCCUCCGCCACCAAACCUUACAUUCCCGAUUUCAAGCUGGCGUUCGAGCACUUCUGCAUUCACGCCGCCAGCAAGACGGCGGUGAACGAGCUGCAACGCAACCUGGGGCUCACCGAUACGAACAUGGAGGCAUCACGAGCCACCCUCCACCGGUUCGGGAACACCUCCUCCAGUAGUAUCUGGUACGAGCUGGCGUACCUGGAGGCAAAGGGCCGAGUGAAACGGGGCGACCGGGUUUGGCAGCUGACGUAUGGGUCGGGUUUGAAAUGCAACAGCGCCAUUUGGAAGUCCGUUCGUCACAUAGAAAAACCAUCCACCAACAACCCUUGGAUUGAUUGCGCGGAUAGGUACCCCAUGACUAUGGAGGCUUUUUCUCAGUCUAGCUAAAUCCAGUCCUUCAACUUUCAUUGAAUUACACUUUGGUACCUUAAUAUAAUAAGAGGUUUAAACUCCUUUAAGAGAAAGGAAAACACCAUAAAAGUAUUAUAGGAGUCUAGAAUUGAGCCAUGGGAUUAAAAAUAUACGCAUUUUACAUGAUGAUAUGAAUAUAUACAUAUACAUACUUGUAUAUGUUUGUUCAAGUUUAUCAUUUUGUUGUUGUGUUUGUUUAGUAUUUG